AUGAGUCGCUACCCGUGGACGACGCGGCAGUGCCUCGUGUGCGUGCUUGCCGUCGCCGCUCUUAACGUGCUGCUCUUCCACCUGCACGGAGACAGUAUCGAGCAAGCUUCUAGAGGGUUCCGUGCGCUUAUACUGGAGAGCAGUGGGCGGAGAGUGGCGAAAGCAGGAGGAGGGGACGCAGACUGGGAAGGGGAGGCUAGAUGGGAUGCAGGGGAAGGGGGAGUGGGGGGUGGAGUGGGGGGUGGAGUGGGGGGAGGAGAGGCAGAGGCGACAACAGACAUCAACAUGAAGCGGGUUUACGAUGGCAUCAAGUUUUCCAACGAGAAGGGCGGGAAGUGGACUCAGGGGUGGAAGCUGCAAUACAAGGGGGACGAGUGGGACGAGGAGCCGCUGAGGUUGUUCGUGUGUGGUGCCGCACUCCCCUACUCCUCCUUAUCUUAUCCCCACUCCUCCCUUGCUUUCUCCCCUCACCCCUCGCCCAAGCUACAAUACAAGGGGGAUGAGUGGGACGAGGAGCCUCUGAGGGGGUGGAAGCUGCAGUACAAGGGGGAUGAGUGGGACGAGGAGCCAUUGAGGGUGUUUGUGGUGCCGCACUCCCACAACGACCCCGGUUGGCUGCUGACAGUGGAGCAGUACUACGCCAGGAGCUCACAGCACAUCCUGCACACCAUCCUGCGCUCUCUUUCCGAGUCCCCCUCGCGCCGCUUUAUCUGGGAGGAGAUGUCGUAUCUGAGCCGUUGGUGGAUGGACGCCACACAGGAGGAGAGGGAGGGGAUGAGGGCGCUGGUGCAGUCGGGGCAGCUGGAGAUAGUCGGGGGAGGGUGGGUGAUGAACGAUGAGGCCAAUUCUCACUACUACGCUAUUAUAGAACAGCUCACGGAGGGCAACACGUGGCUGUACGACACGCUCGGAGUGUCUCCCACCAACAGCUGGGCCAUUGACCCCUUUGGCCAUUCCGCCACCAUGCCAUACCUCCUAAAGAGGUCUGGAUUCGACAACAUGCUGAUUCAGCGCACGCAUUACGAGGUGAAAAAGGCCCUGGCGAGGCAGAAGCAUCUGGAAUUUUUCUGGCGCCAAGCAUGGGACCAGUCGGGGGGUGCCAUGGGCCAGUCAGAGGGUACAAUGGGAGAGGACCUUUUGCAAGGACAACCCAGGUCAGACGAGCAGCAGGGGGGAGGUGCGGAAGGGAAGCCACGUGCAGAAGGGAAGCCACGUGCAGGAGCAGCGGGAGCAGCAGCACCAGGAACGGCGGCGGCAGCGGCAGAGGCGGUUUCAGGAGAGACAGCAGCGGCAGGGGGGAAGGAAGAGGGCAGCACGGAUAUUCUGUGUCACAUGAUGCCGUUCUACUCGUACGACAUACCGCACACCUGUGGACCCAAUCCGGGUGUGUGCUGCCAGUUUGACUUUCUGCGUCGCACAGGCACGCAGGACUGGUGCCCGUGGGGGCAGGACUCCAUGCCCAUCACCAGGAAGAACAUCGCUCAGCGCGCACAGCUGCUGGUGGACCAGUGGCGCAAGAAGUCUCUUCUCUUCCGCACCAGCGUGCUGCUGGUCCCUCUGGGCGACGACUUUCGCUAUUCCUCCAUGCUCGAGGCCCAAGCCCAGUUCCAAAACUACGAGCUGCUCUUCGCCUUCAUCAACUCACGAAAGUCGCUCCGAGUCAACGCCAGCUUCGGCACGCUCGACGAGUACUUCACCGCCAUGCGCGCCGCCUCCGCCCGCCAGAGAACCUCCCACCAGAGAGCUUCCCGCCAGAGAGCAAGCCAGCUCCGGGCUGGGCUGAACACCAGUGAGACGACUCUACAGCCGUGGCUCAACCCAGACGACCCAGACUCAUUAGAUCAGAACUCCCUAUCAGACAGCCAGGAGAACCAACACCAGGAGGAGAUUCAGCGCCGCCGGCUCUUAGCUAAUAGAGAUCCCUACUUAAAACCAGCCACUUCCACCAGCGCUUCCCUAAAGCUCAGAACAUCCACGGCCACCCCCCCGACCACCAGCAGCAGCACUGGCGAGGUCCGCCCGCUGCUGCUGUCUCUGUCGGGGGAUUUCUUCACGUAUGCGGAUCGCGAUCACGACUACUGGAGCGGCUAUUUCUCCUCGCGCCCCUUCUGGAAGGCCGUGGACCGAGCACUGGAGGCGAAUAUGAGGGCCGCUGACAUGCUGUACGCGCUGUGCUGGGCGGACUGGGUGGAUGGCGGUCACGGUGGGAGCAAGGACCUGCAGAGCGACAGAGAGCCCAAGGACCUGCCCUUCCCCCUCAACUUUGCAGAGCGACUGGUGCUAGCACGGCGCAACCUGGCGCUGUUUCAGCACCACGACGGCAUCACAGGCACGGCGAAGCACCACGUGGUGAAGGACUACAGCCUGCGCAUGCACCAGGCGCUCACAGACCUCAGUACCUUCAACUUCAACUUCAUCUCCUUCCCUCUCUGUUCCCUCCUCUCCUCUCCUCUCUUCUCUCCCCUCUCUCCUUUGUUCUUCCUCCUCCUCCCCUCCCACCAAUCACAGGACUUCAUGUGUGCUGCUGUCGCCGCCCUGCUGCUCAAGGCCCCCAACCCUUCUGCAUUGACCACCACCGCUCUCAACUCCUCUGCUUCCCAGCAGCCGCCACCUCUCGAAGCAGAGCGGUGGCGGUCGGUGCAUGACGGUCCUUGGGAGCGGAGAGUGGUGGGGAGCGGUGUGGAGGGGGAAGAAGGGGCAGGAGCAAGGAGAGUGGUGGUGUUCAAUCCCUUGGAGGAGGAGAGGAGGGAGAUCAUUUCAGUCCUCGUCAAAUCUCCAGCCGUUGCAGUCAUCGGGCAGCACAGAAAGUGUCUCCCUGGGCAGCUGCUGCCCGACUGGUCCAAAGGCAACAUGAGCCUAACCCCGUCCUCCGGCCGGCACCGUCUUUUCUGGGAAGCUUCCGUGCCGCCCCUAGGCCUGUCCACCUAUUUCAUAGCACCCCACGCUGCUGUGCCUGCCUGCCCUGCGCCUGUGCUGUCGACCAUUGUGGUGUUUAAUCCCCCACGGGAGUUUGUGUGUCCCGAGCCAUAUGUGUGUGCGAUGGUGGGGGGAGGGGAGGAGGGACCUCGAGGAAGGGAGGGGGGUGCUGCUGCUGGUGAUGGUGUUGGUGCUGGUGCUGCUGCUGGUGCUGGUGGUGGCGCUGGUGCUGCUGGCACUGGGGGAAAUGAGGACACAUUUUCCAUAUCAAACGGCAACUAUCGAGUGGAUUUGGGUCGCAUGGACGGGCUAAUAAAGGGGAUACAGCUGCCCCACAUGCGAGCCCCUCUGCCAGUCAGUGAGCAAUUCGCCCUCUAUGCCAGCUCAGGGGGAGCCUAUCUUUUUCUGCCACAUGGCACUGCCGUUCCUAUAGUGAAGGAGCAGCAGCGUGCGGGUAGCAGCAGGAGCACGGAAAAGAAAAAGCAAAGGCACGGGGAGAGGAGCGGGAGUGGGCAUGGGGGAGACAGGGAGGAGGAGAGAGGGGGGAUGGGUUCUGGGAGAGUUAGGGGGGAGAGGAGGGGGAAGGGAUACGGAAGAAUUGAAGGGGAGCGGGGGGGAAGUGGUGUGCAUGGGAUGGUGAAGGGGGAGGAGGGAGGGUCGACCUCGUUGGUAUGCAGAGGGCCGCUAGUGGAGGAGGUGCAUACACGGUUCAGAUUCACCCAUCCGAAUGAUUGGACGGCUGAGGUGCAAGCUGAGGAUGUUGACCCUUGGGCGAAAGGGGAAGGGCAGGGGGAGGGGGAGGGGGUGGGGGACGGGAAGGGGGAGGGGAAUGGGGAGGCCGAAGGGGAUAGGAAAGGGGGUUGGGCUGUAGACGUGGCGAAAGGAGCUUUUUCUGCUACAGCGCGUAAGCUGCUGGUUAAUGAUAGUGAAGCAGACAAUAGCGAGGAUGGAUUAGAAGUUUCUGGGAGUGAGAAUGAGGGGGCUAGCGAGGGCAUGAGUGAGGGAGAGAGUGAAAGAACAAACUUGGGAGAGGGUGAGGGUGAGGAAGAGAGUAAGGGAGUGAGGGAAGGAGCAAGUGAGGGAGUGGGUGAGAGCGCGAGUGAGGGAACGAGUGAGGGAGUGAGCGAGAGAGGGAGUGAGGGGGUGAGUGAGGAGGAGUUAGACUUAUUGCAUCCGCGGCAUUUUGAGGGAAGGGAAACAACAGGAGGGCUGGUGUUUCUGACUGGCGAGCAGCAGCGUGUGUUUGGCAAACUGCUGGAGCACUCACAGAGGGAGGAACAGGGAGAGGAGGAGAUUCAGAGAGCGAGUGCAGGAGUGAGUGAGGGAGGGAGUCAGGGUGCGGGUGAGAGAGUGAGCGCGGGAGGGAGCGAGGGAGGGAGUGAGGGGGCGAGUAGGGGAGCGAGUGAAGGAGCGAUUGAGGGUGCGAGUGAUAGAGCGAGUGAUGGAGUGAGUGAGGGAGCAAGUGAGGGAACGAGUGAGGGGGUGAGUGAGGAGGAGUUAGACGUAUUGCAUCCGCGGCAUUUUGAGGGAAGGGAAACAACAGGAGGGUUGGUGUUUCUGACUGGCGAGCAGCAGCGUGUGUUUGGAAGACUGCUGGAGCACUCACAGAGGGAGGAACGGGGAGAGGAGGAGAUUCAGAGAGCGAGUGAGGAAGCGAGUGAGGGAACGAGUGAGGGAGCGAGUGAGGGAGCGAGUGAGGGAGCCAGCGAUGGAAAGAGCGGAGGAGCGAGUGAGGGAGCAGGCGAGGGAGUUAGUGAGGGAGCAAGUGAGGUAGCGAGUGAGAAGAGUGAGGGGGUGAGUGAGGAGGAGCUAGACAUAUUGCAUCCGCGGCACUUUGAGGGGAAGGAAACAGCGGGAGGGUUGGUGUUUCUGACUGGGGAGCAGCAGCGUGUGUUUGGCAAGUUGCUGGAGCACUCACAGAGGGAGGAACAGGGGGAGGAGGAGACGCAGAGAGCGAGUGAGGAAGCGAGUGAGGGAGCGAGUGAUAAAGCAAAUGAGGUAGUGAGUGGGGGAGCGAGAGAGGGAGCGAGGGAGGCAACAAGUGGGGGAGCGAGUGAGGGAGUGAGUGAGGGUGUGAGUGAGGAGGAUCUGGACGUGUUGCAUCCACGCCAUUUUGAGGGGAAGGAAACGGCGAACGGGUUGGUGUGGCUGAGUGGGGAGCAGCAGCGAGUUUUUGGGAAGCUGCUGGAGCAAUCACAGAGGGAGGAAGACAAGGGGCAGGGACAGGGGGGGAAGGAGACUCAGCACACGCAGCAACGAGAAGAGUCAGAAGGCGAGCGGUUCGCCGCGGUGCAGAGUGGUGAAGGAGCAAAACUCCCGGCAGAUCCUGCCUCACCGAACCUUGGAUCGCCGAACCUCGGAUCGCCGAACCUCGGAUCGCCGAACCUUGCCUCACCAGACCUUGCCUCGGCACGUGCAGCAGCGGAGCAGCGGCGCGAGGAGCGGAGGAAGCAGCGGUUGAGAUGGAUGCAGAGGGUGCGGGGGACGCAAGGUGGGGGGCGGCCGCCGUGGUUAGACGAUGAUUUCAACUACACACUGCUCUCGCCUGCUGAUGCUGCUAGUCAAGAGGGGCUGGAUGCGUUGUUUGGGGUUGAGGGGCAUAGGGAGGAGCGGGAGAGGGGUGGGGAGAGGGAGGCGGGAAGAGAGGGGAUGGGGGCCGGGAAGAGGUGGAGGGAGAGUGUGGCGAGGGAGAGGAGGGAGUGGAUUGAGGCGAGGCGCAGGCAGAGAGGAGGGUAUGGGGCUGCUGGUGGUGAUGAUGAUUCUGCUGCAGCUGCUGCUGCUGCGAUGGGAGUUGGUGAGGCUGAAGGGCCGGAAGAGUCAGAGGAGGACGAUGCACCCGAUGGUUUCGAGCAGCAGCAGCAACAACAGUCCCAUAAUGAAAACCAGCAGCAGCAGCAGUCCCAAAACUACCACUACCAGCAGCAGCAGCGGAGGGGGGCACCAGAGCCGGUGGUGCGGGUGGUGAGGCUGUACAGGGUGCAUUCGGUGCAGGCUCUGCUGGUGGAGGUGCAGCACCGGGUGGACCUCACCAGCCGCAUGUGGCUCGGGAACAAGGAGCUCGUGGUCCGGUCUGGCAACGUCUUUCACACGGACUUGAAUGGCUUCCAGAUGGUCAGAAGGGAAACACUCGCUCGCAUCCCUCUGCAGGGCAACUUCUACCCCAUGCCCGCCCUCGCCUUCCUGCAAGACCCCUCUGGCCUGCGCUUCUCUGCGCACACUCGCCAGGCCAUGGGCGCUGCCAGUCUCAAGAGUGGUUGGCUAGAGAUGGUGUUGGAUCGACGGCUGAACCAGGACGAUGGGAGGGGGCUCACACAGGGAGUGUCAGACAACCGCCCCCUGCUCUCCAUCCUCCACCUCUCCCUCGAAGCCAACACCUCCUCUCGCCCUCCCCCCUCCCCCUCCUCCUCCGCCCCUCUCAAGCCCUCCCUCCUCUCCCACCGCGUUUCCUCUCGGCUCAACUACCCGCCCGUUCUUUUUGUCGGGCAGCCCGAAAAUUCUGCCGCUCUGCGUGAACUGGUGGCGCAGGGCGGCUCGGGCAGGGAAAAGGGGGGUGGUGGUCAGGCCAGGGAGGGGCAGGUGGGAGGAGGGGGGACCAGGAGGUGGGAGCAACGGGGGGGCCGGAAGGCAGGUUCGGGGAAGGGCUUGGGGAAAACCAGAGGAGGAGGUUUGCGAAUAGGUUCGGUGGAGGAUGGGACAAAGCACCCAGCGGUGACGGCCAUGUCGGAGGGCGAGGUCGAGGAGUACCGUCGCCGCCGGCAGAUCUCCGUCGAGGGCCGCGGCGUGCCCAAGCCGUGUCGCACGUUUGAAGAGGCUUCGUUUCCCGACUACGUGCUCGUGGAGGUGCAGCGCGCGGGAUUUAAGGAGCCCACGCCGAUUCAGGCGCAGGGUUGGCCCAUGGCGCUAAAGGGGAGGGAUCUGAUCGGGCUAGCAGAAACGGGGUCUGGGAAGACCUUGGCUUACCUUCUUCCUGCUAUUGUUCACGUCAACGCUCAGCCUUACCUCGCACCCGGAGAUGGACCCAUCGUGCUGGUGAUCGCGCCGACGCGAGAGCUGGCGGUGCAGAUUCAGGAGGAGUGCACCAAGUUCGGCGCGUCGUCUAAGAUCAAGAGCACCUGCGUCUAUGGCGGCGCGCCUAAAGGCCCGCAAAUACGGGAUCUCAAUCAAGGCGUAGAGAUCGUGAUUGCGACGCCAGGGCGUUUGAUCGACAUGCUGGAGUCGCGGAUUACCAACCUUCGCCGAGUGACGUACCUCGUGUUGGACGAGGCGGAUCGCAUGCUCGACAUGGGCUUCGAACCCCAGAUCAGAAAAAUCGUCUCGCAGAUUCGCCCUGAUCGCCAGACGCUCUACUGGAGUGCCACGUGGCCCAGGGAGGUGGAGACGCUCGCGAGGCAGUUCCUGGUUGACACGUACAAGGUUGUGAUUGGCUCCGCGGAGCUGAAGGCGAACCACUCAAUUACGCAGGUGGUGGAGAUUUUGAGCGACCACGAGAAGUACCCCCGGCUGCUGAAGCUCCUAGAGCAGGUGAUGGACGGCAGCAAGAUUCUGGUGUUCAUGGACACGAAGCGCGUGUGCGACCAGGUGACCCGGCAGCUGCGCAUGGACGGCUGGCCCGCGCUCUCCAUCCACGGCGACAAGAGCCAGGCGGAGCGCGACUGGGUGCUGUCGGAGUUCAAGACUGGCAAGAGCCCGAUUAUGAUCGCCACCGAUGCGGAGCGCGACUGGGUGCUCUCGGAGCUCAAAGCCGGCAAGAGCCCCAUCAUGAUCGCCACCGAUGUUGCUGCCAGAGGGCUAG
Closterium sp. Naga37s-1 is the source of this 7708-nucleotide messenger RNA. Lineage: Eukaryota; Viridiplantae; Streptophyta; Zygnematophyceae; Desmidiales; Closteriaceae. The record is from the annotation of a GenBank genome assembly.